Messenger RNA from Colletotrichum scovillei, 928 nucleotides. RefSeq lists its product as uncharacterized. Gene Ontology annotation, biological process: protein insertion into mitochondrial outer membrane; mitochondrial outer membrane translocase complex assembly. The record is from RefSeq and is a predicted model, not a curated record. The transcript has 2 exons. Bases 223 to 555 code for a protein of 110 amino acids. Lineage: Eukaryota; Fungi; Ascomycota; Sordariomycetes; Glomerellales; Glomerellaceae. Gene Ontology annotation, cellular component: mitochondrial outer membrane.
CUGCACCGGCAUUAACCAUUGGAGAGACAUCGCGGACCUUGAAUCAACCCUCCCCCGCGAACGCCCAUCAAGAGGGUCGUCUUAUAUCACAACAGCUACGAACAUCAAGCGGACGCGUGCAAGGGACAGUCUCUAGCUAUCCUCGAGAAGCAGCGUGCCGACCUAGCUCGAUACCACCUGAACCCGAGAACCGAGCUGCCGACGACGCCUGCCUUCCCCGACAUGAUGGCAUCCACCGACUCCUUCAUCCUGCACGACGACGUCUCACCUUCCUCCGAUAACGACGAGAUUGACUCCCUGCCUUCAAUAUCGAGCAGCGUGCUAGACUCCGAGGACGAAUCAGACGCCCAGGAGGAAUGGGAGCGUAGUCUAGAGCAGGUUCAGCUCCUCUUGACCAUGAUCGUUGUACCCUUUGCCGGCAAAUACUUUGGUCGCAAGUUUGCAUACUGGAGCUGGUCACGAUACAUGGAAUGGAUGCACAACGUGGAGGUGCGGUGGACGAACAAGGGCGCCUUUAAGGCCGCCGGCGCGGCUGAGGCAGCGGCAACAUUAUAAGAAGCGCAUUUGGGGCUUACUGGGCUCUUUGGAAAAACGAGACUUUGGGCAUUCUACUACCAAGCCUGGAACAUCCUGCAUGGUGUUCGGCGUGUAUACAUGGUUGGCGUUGAGGGCAAGCCGUCAUAGAAGAUCAGGCGGCACAUAUUGAGGUGAGGCAUCCAGCCCGGCCCAGAGAACUAGAUCUAAAUCAACAUUUGAACGAAUUAAUCAAGCAUAUCUCGAUGCCAAGGGGGUCAACUGGCUCACAAUCGCAGUAGGCUCAGUCUCCAUUUGGUCAUGCUCGGAGGUGAUCACAUAACCGGUAUCCUAUGAUCCUAGGUUGGCAUCACAUGUAGUAAGAAUAGGGUAAAGUCGUGGAAUGAUAUCAAUU